Arabidopsis arenosa is the source of this 2047-nucleotide messenger RNA. Lineage: Eukaryota; Viridiplantae; Streptophyta; Magnoliopsida; Brassicales; Brassicaceae. The record is from the annotation of a GenBank genome assembly.
AGACAAACACUCUCUCUAUCAAUCCGGCAAAACAAUGUCUGCUUUUCCCGGCGAUUACGCAGCGGCUGAGACAGGUAUCUUUUGGGACAUAGAAGAUUGCAAGAUUGAUGUUGACCUCAAUGCUAGUCAGGUUUUGCAGAACAUUAAAUUGACCAUUUCGAGGGCUGGUCAUCAUGGAACGGUCUCAAUAAGGGCGUAUGGUGAUAUGACUGGUCAUGAGUUUCCCUCUGAGGGAAUUAAGCUCAAUCACUUCCCUGCAGGAGAGAGGUACGCGAGACAUUCGAAGAUGCUUGAAGACAUCAUUGCCUGGUCAGCUGAACAUCCUCAACCAUCAAAUUUGAUGCUAAUCAUGAAAGACACCUCUCCAGACUUCAUUGAGAAUAUCAAAUCAGCUCUUGAGAAUAAGGGUUAUCGUGGUGAGGUGUCAAUCUCAGCUUAUGUUCAGAAUGAAACGCUACCGGAUGACUUGCUAGAUAUAUUUCGUGAGGCCGGAGUCAAAAUCUCAUUCGUACCCAAAGAUUCAACGCAUAAAAGAGUUGCUAGGAUGUUCUUGGACAUUCUUCUAUGGGCAGUGGACAAUCCUCAUCCAGCAAAUCUGAUGAUAAUCUCAAACAACUUCUCAGAACACAAGUUGUUUCUCAAGACUCUUCACUAUUUGAAACAAAGACAUUACAAUGUUCUCUUAGCAGAGCCUGGUAAGGUCGUAUCAGAAGAGGGGAGAGCUAAAAUGGUGAUGAGCAACAUUCUUCUCACCGCUGUGGACUUUUCUCGCACCAAGCCUGAUCAAGUGGUUAAUUUGUUUGUGGUCUCAAAUAAAGUUUUAACGGAUGAGUUCAUUACUCUUAAGAGUAAGGGUUUAAUUGGUGGGUUGUAUAUCUGGUUCUAUUAUGGAGGUGAUCUAGAUUUCACGGAUGAAAUCGCGGACAAGUAUGAAGAGCUCGAUACCUUCUUCUUUCGCCUAGAAGGGGAUAUAUAUGAGAAAGCUACAAGGAUUAUGAGGGACGCUCUUCUCUGGUCAGUGGACAAUCCAGUGCGUGACGACAUUCCUGAACAAGCAAAUUUAUUUAUUAUCUCUAAUAAAUUCUCAGGAGAAGAAACCAAGGAGCUCCUCAGUUAUCUGCAAGCUUUGAAAUCGAGAAAUUAUAAUAUUCUCUUAGCACUUAAGGAACCCGAAUCAUGUGAAGCGCUGCUUCCUUCUGUAAGCUUGGAAUGGCUUUGGCAUAGAAUAUUAGGUGCUGGUGAUGAUCUUGAAGAUGAUGUUGACAAUACUACUCUUUGUAACUUGUGCAACAAGGAAGAAGAUUUGAAGGCAGCCAACCUUAAGAUUUUGGAGAUGGAGAAAGCACAAGCUGAACAAGACAAGGGUUUUAUUGGUCGGUUGAAAAUCUGGUUCUAUUAUGGAGGUGAUCUAGAUUUCACGGAUGAAAUCGCGGACAAGUAUGAAGAGCUCCAUACCUUCUUCUUUCGCCUAGAAGGGGAUAUAUAUGAGAAAGCUACAAGGAUUAUGAGGGACGCUCUUCUCUGGUCAAAGGACAAUCCAGUGCGCGACGACAUUCCUGAACCAGCAAAUUUGUUUAUUAUCUCUAAUAAAUUCUCUGGAGAAGAAACCAAGGAGCUCCUCAGUUAUCUGCAAGCUUUGGAAUCGAGAAAGUAUAAUAUUCUCUUAGCACUUAAUGAACCCGAAUCAUGUGAAGCGCUGCUUCCUUGUGUAAGCUUGGAAUGGCUUUGGCAUAGAAUAUUAGGUGCUGGUGAUGAUCUUGAAGAUGAUGUUGACAAUACUACUCUUUGUAACUUGUGCAACAAGGAAGAAGAUUUGAAGGCCGCCAACCUUAAGAUUUUGGAGAUGGAGAAAGCACAAGCUGAACAAGCCAAGGUGCUUGCUCAACAAGCAAAAGAGCUCGAGUAUUAUAAGAAUAUAGUAUUUAACCAAUUUCCAAACUUGGUUCUUCCAACCAAUCCUCCGGCUCGAGACGAUAAUUAGUAUUGUGUAUUUUUUAUGUGAUUAAAUUACAUCUUCUAUUCUAUGUUAUAAACUAUUAGUACUUAU